AUGCCACCUAGAGAAAAGAGAAAUGAAUAUAAACAAUAUGAUCCUAAAAAUUUACCUAUGCAGAAUCAUAGUCAAUUUAAAAAACAAAUUCGUCAGUUGGAUAAAACAAAUUCAAGUAAAGAUCAAUAUGAUUUAGAAUCAGAAUUUGGAAUUAAGGGGUGUAGCAUAUUAUUUAACUUACAAGCAACUUGUUUUCCAACAUCAUUUCCUAUCGAUAUGAUGCACUUAAUAUACAAAAAUAUUGCAGGAAAUGAGAUGUAUAGUAUUAGAAAGUCACUUCCAACUUAUUUAGAAAGACCACCUCGUAACAUAGUUAUUCACCAUAAUGGAUAUAAUGCUGAGGAGUGGGUGGCCUGGAUAACUAUGUACUCUUUACCUUUACUAAAAGGGCGAAUGCCAAAUAGACACUAUAAAUGGCCACAAAAACAACAUGCAGAACAUCUUGCAUAUUCCAAUGGUGAUGAAGACUUUUAUUUUCCAUUCAAGAAGCAUACACUCAGUCAGUCCAAAUUGAAAAAGAUAAAGAAACAUUUUUCUGCUUCUUAUGACAUUAGGGGUAGAACACCUAAGAAACAAGAUAUGGAUGGUUACGGACAAAAAAUAGGCAUUAUAUUGGAUCUAAAUGAAUUAGAAGAAAUCAAGACUAAGCCUGAAUUAAUUAUUCAAUUAUGGUAA
Molecule: messenger RNA, 675 nt
Organism: Funneliformis geosporum
Lineage: Eukaryota; Fungi; Glomeromycota; Glomeromycetes; Glomerales; Glomeraceae
Source: the annotation of a GenBank genome assembly